AUGAUCCUCUCGACGCGAUUCGGCUUGGCAGCGGACGAGGCUUUCGUGUUUCUCAGGUGGGAUUUGAUAAAAGCAUCGUUGGAAAUUAGGGUUUUGACGGAUUUGGAGACACACCUGAAUCGGACGAGGGGGCGGACGGGCAACCAAGCGAGUAUUUCGGCGACGAGCUCUGGGGGGAGAAUAGGCAGAUGCCCCAGCGGUCGAUCUGUAUUCUUCGCCUCGUCGGAACUUGGAGAGACUGGGUCUGCGCGAAAAGAAACGGAGGUGGCGGAGCUGGGUACGUCGUCGAGUGCGAGUGCGACGGAGCUCGGUUCGUCGAUGAGUGCAACGGGGCUGGUUCAAUCGGUGGAGCUGGGUUUGUCGACGAGUACGGCGGGGAUGCUCUUCAUCUCCAUGGCUGAAACCCUAAAUGAAAUGGAAUUGGGGAACUGA
Linum trigynum is the source of this 432-nucleotide messenger RNA. The record is from the annotation of a GenBank genome assembly. NCBI's taxonomy places the organism in Eukaryota, Viridiplantae, Streptophyta, Magnoliopsida, Malpighiales, Linaceae.